Molecule: messenger RNA, 2175 nt
Organism: Nothobranchius furzeri (turquoise killifish)
Lineage: Eukaryota; Metazoa; Chordata; Actinopteri; Cyprinodontiformes; Nothobranchiidae
Source: RefSeq, a predicted model, not a curated record
UUAUUUGUACGUGCAAAGGAAUGUACAAUUUAGCUGUAUGUUAAUUACAAUAAUCCAGCUACGUUAUGUGUAAUGUUGUUUUAUUAGUUGACAGAUUUGCUUUUGAAGGCAUAUCCAAGACUUGGAAGUAUCUGUGGUGGCUGGAUGCUGCAUAAGUCUACAGGUGUUUUGGGGCUUCAAAUGUUGUUUUUACCUACAGCAUUCUCCUAAACCUCCUUAUGGUUACUGUAGAUGUUUUUCCAUUUCCAGGCGGGGGUGGGCAGCGCAGAUUAGUUGCUAUUCCUCCUGAUUUAGAUGGAUACAAUGGUCAGCAGCUGAAAGGAGUUAGCGGAAAUGGAAAGUACACACUCUACAUAGCUCCUUUACAAGAAGAAAUUGACAAGACUCCAUUACCACCAGAAGCCAAAGAGUUUGAAAACAUGCCCAAGGCCCCAAGCAGCACCUGCAGAAAGAUGUUUCCACUUCAGAUUCUUCCUGUGCACAUCAAAAGCUGCAAGGAGAAUAUAGACCUGUGUACUUCAUCUGAGAAUGAAAACGACAUGUGGGAAUGUACGCUUCCAGUGUGCUCCGAAAAACAGGAAGAGACUGCCGAGUGUCCAGUGUGCAGAAAAACAUUCGACAUUGAUGUCAUUGAAAGUCACGCAUCAGACUGUGGAUUACGAAGUAUGUAUCCUGAGAACAACGUGCCAACUGAAGCAAUACAUUCCUUUCAAAGCUCAGUGGACGUUUUGAAUUGGAUCCAGUGUCAAGUGGAGGAGGGCAGCACGUUUUACCUGUGCGUGUCUAGAAGUGACAUCUUCAAAAGAGGAAUGCAACAGUGGCAACGGCAGAAAAAAUCCUCACCUAAAAGCCGAUUGAAGGUUUCAUUUAUUGGGGAAGUAGGCAUAGACUCUGGCGCUCUCAGUAAGGAAUUUCUAACAGGUCUGCAGGAGAAAUUAUAGCUGCUAGUCUGGCGCAGGGUGGACCUCUCCCCAACUUCUUACGCGAGUGGUGCUUCAGGUACUCUGAGAUUCAGAUGCCAUACAAGUGUCAAGCAGUGAUGUCACAGAUGCAGAGUUGUCACAGCUUAUCCUGAAGAUAAACACCGCCACUGAGGAAAAUAUCAACGACCUUAGCGAUGAUAUUGUAAGCUGUGGAUACACUGGAAAGGUGUCUGUAGAAAAAAAAAGACCUCAUAAUCAGGGCGAUUGUGCUUCAUUCCAGCGUGAGAGUUAUCCCCAUGCUGGACCAGCUGAGAAAGGGUCUUCAACUAUAUGGCCUGCUCAGUGUUCUGAACCAACACCCAGAGCUUGGUCUGCCACUCUUUGUUCCAGGGGAUGAUGAUGACAGGGUGGAUGCUGCCUUCAUUAUGGAAAAAUGGCAACCUGUGUUCAGUGAGAAGGGCUCUCUGAAGUACACUAGAGAGGUCAACAUUAUGAACUUUUUUCAGGACUUCCUACAAGAGACUGAGGAUCGAGAGCAAGCUGACCAGAGUGAUGCGGACAACAACGGCACCACACAGGAGCUGACUGUUGGCAGAAUCAUGCAAUGGAUAACAGGGCAGGCAGACAAGCCUAAUUUACCAAGCGAGAUGAAUGAGUUCAUCAUAUCUGUCCAUUUCUACCAUGACUGUGACACACGUCACACCAUUUGUUUCCCAACAGUGAGUGCAUGUACUCGUACCAUUACAUUUCCAGUUGCUCACCUGACAACCUUUGAUGAAUUCAAAUACAUAAUGGAAAUAGCAAUGUCUCAUGGUCAGUCCUUUGAUAGGGUACGAAUCUCAGUUCUUGCAGAAAUUACACUACAGUUAACAGAGCCAAGUUUUUUUUUUCUCUUGAUGUGCUGUUUUGUUGUUUACACAUGCACACUCAUUUUGUAGUUUGUCUCAACAACAUUAAGUGACUGGGUGAUGGAUGGAUGAAUGAAUGGAUGGAGGAAUGAAUGGGCGAUGGAUGGAUGAAUGGUUAGUUGCACUUGACUAUGUUCCAUUACAGCACAAAUGUGCCAUUUUACAACUGUUUACAUGUGUUGAAAGAAAUGGCCUGUGAAGUUUCAUACCACUGCCAUAGUUCUACAUCCAAAUGUUUUAAGCCAGACUGAUUUAAAUUUUACAAACAGUUAAAUGUAGUUACAAGAUGUGCUUUAGUAUUUGUCUGAAAAUAAGCUGUGUAAUAAAAUUGACAAAUUGAGUUA